Messenger RNA from Tripterygium wilfordii, 2201 nucleotides. RefSeq names its product ethylene-responsive transcription factor ERN1-like. Gene Ontology annotation, biological process: regulation of DNA-templated transcription. The transcript has a single exon. Gene Ontology annotation, molecular function: DNA binding; DNA-binding transcription factor activity. Bases 848 to 2035 code for a protein of 395 amino acids. NCBI's taxonomy places the organism in Eukaryota, Viridiplantae, Streptophyta, Magnoliopsida, Celastrales, Celastraceae. The record is from RefSeq and is a predicted model, not a curated record.
AAUUCAUUUGACUUUUUGCCAAUAAUUUUUUUUAUUUUUAAUAGGGGGUAUGAAAGUGACUUAUAGAAGAAAAUUUAUUUAUAAGGGAACUGAAAGUGACUUAUUGUAUGCUUGCUUUCACAUUGUAGAGAUGCACUGUUGAAGUUUUCAUUGUGCUAUUUUCUAUUUUCUUUUUCUUUUUCUUUUUCCAUCUCUUUGUAGAAUUUACAAUGCAAUUUUUUGUAGCAUGCAUUCAUUAUGUCCAACAGAGGCCACUAGAGAUCAAACACAAAACACAUCAUUUGGUUGUCCCUUAAGUCGGGUACUAUUCUGAUAUCACCAAAACACACCAUUUGCACAUAAUAAUGACUUUAGCACAGCAUCCAGGGAACAGAUGGAGGUGGUUUGGUGGAAUAUUUGCCCUAAUUAUCUUAUAAUAUUGGGCCAUUAGUUAUUCUGGUUGGAAAUCUUUGUUAUCAGUGGUUAUAAUAAUUCAUAAUGAUGACUUUAAUGUCUGCUACAUAGGGUUGUAUAUUGAAUUAGUGUGCAUCAUAAAGAUAGACUGAUUGUAGACGACUAGCUUAGAGCCCCAUUUCCAUAUUUUAGAAAUUUGUAUAUAGAUGUAAGCAGAGUCCUCCAUAUGUUUGAACAGAUGCUGAAAUCAGAAAACAAACAAACAGAUAAGAACAAACAUUAAGACCCUUGAGAGUAUUUCUGUGUUGUUUGACUGUAUCUACAAGGCCCUUCCUAUAUAUUCAGUUAUUCACAUAACAGCACAACACAAACCCACAGCACCAAAAAUCUUCAGAGUAAACAACAUACCUCAAAAAAGAAGAUAAGAACUCUCAACGUACUAAGGAACAGAAGAAUGGGUAGGAAGAGAAAGGGUAGUGAAGUUAUGGAGGAGAAAAAUUCUAGUGAAAACAAUACGGCUUGGGAUGAGAUGGUGAAGGAAGCUUCUGCUGAAGCAGCAAUAGGAGGGUCCAGGAGAGCUAGAAAGCGAUUUGUUGGUGUCAGACAACGGCCAUCAGGGAGAUGGGUGGCUGAGAUUAAGGACACCAUACAGAAGAUAAGGGUGUGGUUAGGCACAUUUGACACUGCUGAGGAAGCAGCCAGAGCCUAUGAUGAGGCUGCUUGCUUGCUCCGUGGAGCCAAUACUCGCACAAAUUUCUGGCCUUGUUCCCAUUCCAGUUCUUCUAGUCCAGCUCUUCCCUCAAAGAUCACUAACCUUCUCCUCCAACGACUCCAAGCGAGACAAAAUUCUUCUGCUACCUCUCCUCCAAUCAACCAGCAACAAGAGCAACAAGCAGACGACUAUAAAGAAGUACCAGGUUUCUCAGAUACACAAUUCACUGAUUUUCUUAAUGAUCCUGAAGAUUACAAUUUGUGCGAGAAUGAGAUUAAUAGCAUAAGUGAAAUCUCUAUUGAUAACAUGACAACAAGUCUUGAAUCAUGUUUAACUGAGAAAGAAGUUAGUGGGAGUAAAGAAAUGGAUUUGGAUAAUGGUUGGAGUGAUGUAGCGCAGACUUCUAGUGGCAAUGGUAACUUUGGAGGGGAAGGAGAAGAAGAUGGAGAAGAAGAGGGGACUGAGAUUGGGGCCUUGGACUUUCACUUUGUGGAUUGUGUUGGAUCAUCUGUCUACUACUCGCCCUUUGAGAUUGCAGAGGAGAUUGAGGAGCCGGUGGAGCCUGAAUACUACGGGGACGAGCCUUCAAUGCUCAGAGCUGCCAUGAAGAGAAUGAAGUAUGAAAGGAAAUUCUCUGCUUCACUCUAUGCCUUUAAUGGGAUACCUGAGUGCUUGAAAUUGCAGCUUGGAUCAGAAAAUGUGACGGGCAGAGCAAGGUCUGAUCAGCUAACAAAACUCCGGAAUGCAUAUCAUAAGAACGACGAGAAAGAAAAGAAAGCAGAGGAAUGCAAUUCUGCAGUCACAGAGAAAAAAGACAGUUUACCAAGUUCUAUAGAUAUGGGUUCUACCUCCUCUUCUUCAUUAAGUAAUGACAGUGAAUCUUCACUGUGGAACCUCUUAGAUCUCCCACCGAUUUGCUUCGUUAACUAAUUGAUUGAGUUUGUCCAUUCCCUAGCUUCUUAUGCUUCAAGUGACUUACUGGGAAAAAAAACAUUCAUAAUCCAAGCCUUUAGUACCAACCUUAAGUUGUCAGGGAAGAAGUGUAGGUGAUGUUUGUUUUGCUAGCUAGAAAUAUGAAGUAAAUUUUGUUUGUCUA